Messenger RNA from Epinephelus fuscoguttatus (brown-marbled grouper), 3917 nucleotides. RefSeq names its product activating transcription factor 7 interacting protein 2 (gene atf7ip2). Lineage: Eukaryota; Metazoa; Chordata; Actinopteri; Perciformes; Serranidae. The transcript has 13 exons. Bases 1773 to 2870 code for a protein of 365 amino acids. Gene Ontology annotation, molecular function: transcription coregulator activity; protein binding. Gene Ontology annotation, cellular component: nucleus; transcription regulator complex. Gene Ontology annotation, biological process: regulation of DNA-templated transcription. The record is from RefSeq and is a predicted model, not a curated record.
CACCUCCAACAGCUUCAUAAAUGUUCAUUUAAAGUGGCUUAUGGUUUGACUAAUAUUAUUGCUUACAGGCAAACGGUGGUUUUUGUUCAUCUGGCAUCAAUGUGCUUUGCUGUGUACUUUCCUAUGAGCUGGUCCAGUCAAGCAAAUGAUUUCAGCGUUGUGUAAAAGGUGGAUAUGAGGGGGAUGGAUCCUGUGAGUCUCUGAAAGUGUUGUGACUCUCUUUGCUGGCAAGAGAAAAGUGUCAGCCGAGCUAAAUUGUUCUCUAUUUACACCAUCCUCUGGCCAACAGAGGGAGCUAGUUGUGACAAGUACUGUAUUGGACCAGUGACCAUUCUAAAUUGUGUGAAAGUGAAUAUUGAGAAACAGCCCUAUAAACCUGAAAAUAAAUGAUAAAUCACAGCAAAUAGAAAUUGUGUCUGGUUAAUCCAGUCCUUACAUUGUCAUACAAUUUAAAAAUCAACCUAUAGGGUAUUGCCUAUCCAUAUUUGUAAAGCCUUGUAUGCCUUGUGAGACCACAGACAGCCACUUCAGAGAUGAAAUACCCAUUUAUAAGCAUGUUGUUUGGCUCAGGAUGUCCAUUCAGCACAUUAAAGGAAUGCUUCACCCCCCCAAAUGACCAUAUGUAUAUCAGUUACCCACCCUGUGUUAAGUUGAAUUCCGGAAGAAAACAGCAAAACUAUAUCGAACCAUCCCUUUACAAACUCUCUCACAACUGGUGCAGUACAAAUCUAUCCAGUUGCAGUAUUUUCCAAACAGACAACUCCUUCCAACAGGGGACCUAACUAAAAAUUAAACGUAUUUAUGCUCUCUGUAAAGCCAGACUCCAGUAACAAGAACAGUAAUAUUUGUCUCACUGGACACAACAGCUGCUGGUCUGCCACUGCCUCGAUCAGUUAGUUUGUUUGUCUUAAUGUGUGAGUUUGGUGUUUUAAAGGGAUAGUGCACCCAAAAAUGAAAAUUCAGCCUGUCACGUCGGCCUCCCGGCAGCCCCCCAGAUCUGCUUCACCUCUCUAGUCAACCUGCUUUUCGCCCUCUGGAUCGGCCUUGGCCAUCUGCUCUGCCUCCUGGCUGCCCUCCAAAUUUGCUCCGCCUGUCUGGUUGACCUCCUGGCCACCCUCUGGAUCUGCUUCACCCUCUGAUCAGCUUCAUGGUCAGCCUUCAGAGGUGUUCUGUCCACCUGGUCGACCUCCUGGCCAACCCCCAGAUCUGCUCCACCUUUCCAGUCAUCCUCCUGCCCGUCCUCCAGAUCUGCUGGCUGCCCUCCCACUCUCCUCCACCUGUCUGCUCAGCCCACUAGUCGGCCUCCAGGCUGAUUCGCCUAUCAUGUCAGCCUCCUGGCUGCCCUUCAGAUUGCUACAGCAUCAUGAUUAUCCUCCUGGUUGGCUCUGCUCAGAUGUCCGGCCCUCAGUCUCUCCACCCAAGGUUCUCUGCUCCGCCCCUGUCAAGCCCUCUGGGCCUUCUGCCAGAGGUCCCUUGCUCCACCCUUGUUCAGUUUCCACACCAACAUUUGAACAAUCAGCCUCUCCAGCACACACACUCUUUGCCAGAUUGUUCUUCAACCUCAUGCAAGACCUUCCAGCACUCCUUACCUGCCUGAUCUCCUGUUAUCAACCCUGCCUGUCUCUGACCUGCCUACGUCGUCUGUUUCCCGUUGCCUGGUGCAGCUCAGAGACACUACACACUGCCUUGUGCGUGUGUCCUCCUUUCACCUACAUGUCGACCCUUAUACCCAGAGACUGUGUGUGGAAUGAACUAUUACCUGGAUACCUUUAAUGAAUAAUUUGCCCUCCAGUCCAGCUCCCUCCAAUGACAGUAAUACAAAGAUGAUAUUCUCCCAAUCUGAACUGGAGACACUGAUCGAGCAGGAGGUUGACACUGUAUUUAAAAAGAGGGAAAACAAGCUGCAGGGUUUGAUAGGUACUAUUCAACAGCUGGAUCGCGAGGUCGACUAUGAAAGCUCCAUGCAGAAACUGGAGGCUCAAAUUAACACCAUAACCAAGAGAGCAGAAGCAGCUAUUGCCUACAUAACAAAGACACAGAAAAAGGGCCUCCUGCCAUCUCCUGUUGAUAACGAGAUCAUGAGGGAAGACUCUGAGAAUGAAACCACAGAGGCCACGUCACAGACUGACAGAAAGAGCACAGAUUGCAUGGACAAGAGUGGAGAGCUCUUCAGAAUGACAGAAAUCACAAAAAAGGCACUUAAGAAGAUGCAUGAUGAUAAUAAAGUUUUGAAGGCUGCCAUAGCAGAUUUAAGUGAGGAGCUGCCUCAUCCGGUUCUUACCCCUGACGGCUCUCCUGACUGUGAGGGGCUCAUCACGUCAAUAAAGAAAGAGCCAGAAAAUGAGCAGGAAACAAAGAACAAUGUUGAGGAGUCCAAGCAGCGUGAGGAACCAAAGGCCGGGAGGGUGAACGUAGGUCUCUCAACUGUCGAUAAUAACCUAGUAACAGCCCUGUACACAGACUCAGAGCAGGACAAGUACCUGUACCCUCCUCUUCCCUCCACCACUUUCCCCUCCAUCCUGAGCAUGGAAGCAGCCUCAUACAACAUUCCCCAGAGACCAAAGGUGCGCCUGGCUCUCAUCAAGAACCCUCCUGGCCUGUCUGUAACGUGGGAUGUGGAGGAGAAAGACCCCUCUGAGCCGCCAAUGGAGAGUUACAGCAUCUUCAUGACCAUGGAGAAGCAGAAGGGCACCGGCGUCUUUCGAGAUUGGACCACCCUUGGUGAGGUGCCGGCCAACCCUCUGCCCAUGUGUGUGAUGGUCAGCAAGUACAAGCCCGGACACAAGGUUUGUGUCGCCGUAAUAGGCAAAGACAAGUUCGGCCGAUACGGACCUUACAGUAAAGUUGAUACCAGAGCCAUACCGGACUAGCUGGGAGGAGGACAUGGUGUCAAGGGAGAGAACACGUGAGGCUACCUCUACCUGGAUUUGCCCAGUUUUCUCAUGAAGUGUCUUAAGGUUGAUAAUGUGGGGAAUGUCAGGAAGAUUAUUUGGCAUACUUUAAAAUUGAGUGGAACUUCAGCCAAACAUUAACAGGUGCUUUAUUUAUGCCCUCCAGCAAUUAUUGCAGUUACAUGGACAUGAAUAACCCGCUUAUCCUGGUUAUGAUCAUAUUUGGGAUACAGUGUUUACAUGAGCACAGACGAAUCAGGUUUUUCGUAUCCCUCGCAUACAUAAAAAUCCUAUUCUCUGUCUCAACUACACACACUUUCACUCCACACUGUGCUGUUCUUGAAAGGAGUUACACUACUCUUAUAACACUCCUCCAUUUUGACUUGUGCCAGCCUGUUGCUUCCACUACCACUAUGUAGGGAAGCAGUGGAUGAAGACAUGCAGCCUCCUACCAAAAGACAAAACUCAGUUUCACUUCAUUGCUCCAGAAGUGAGACGUUUUCGCCACCACUAUUGUUUGUAUUUCUGUAACAUCACGUGACUGAAGCUGCUCCUGUGUAGGAAGUCAGUGGUGCUCAAUAACCAGGAUAAGGUGUAUUCAUGGAACAGUAAUCCGGUGUCUUUCAGAGUACUCCAGUUAGGGCUGGACAGUAUAUUUAUGUUAUCACCAAUAUCGUGAUGUCAGACUUGGUAUUGUCUUAGAUCUUGGUUAUCAUUUUCUGAACAUACCAGACUGUUCUAGCUGUUCUGUUAUUUGCCUUUCCCUACUUAGUCGUUAUAUCCAGAUUACUGAUGAUUAUUCAUGUUAAUGUAAACAGACUCAUUGAUUACGGUUCCAAAGGAAGUAGUGUAAAUAGCCAUGUUUGGUUAUCUCCUGUUAUAAUGGAGCAGUUGUUUAAGCCUUAAAUAAACAGACAACCAUGAGAUGCAUUUCACUGUGAAAAAGUAGUUCACACAAUGUUAGCAAUGUAUAACAAAUGAUGACGUUUUUAAAUGAGAUAAUAAAAAUGACAAUGUUUUAAUGUA